UUGUGGGUGGCUCCGAGACAAAAAGCUAGCGAGGAAGAAACGAAGAGUUCGAUCGCGGGAUCAGAUCCGGUCCGAUCCGCCAUGAGCCUCUUCGGUCUCGGAAGGAACCAGAGGACAUUUCGGCCUAAAAAGAGUGCACCAUCUGGCAGUAAGGGUGCCCAACUCCGGAAACACAUUGAUGCAACUCUGGGUAGUGGAAACCUAAGGGAAGCAGUAAGACUCCCACCUGGGGAGGAUUUGAAUGAGUGGCUUGCAGUCAAUACUGUUGAUUUCUUCAAUCAGGUGAAUCUGCUUUAUGGCACACUAGCAGAAUUCUGCACACCUGAGAAUUGUCCUACAAUGACCGCAGGUCCAAAGUAUGAGUAUCGAUGGGCAGAUGGUGUACAAAUAAAGAAGCCUAUUGAAGUCUCAGCGCCAAAGUAUGUGGAGUACUUGAUGGAAUGGAUUGAAGUUCAGCUUGAUGAUGAGUCUAUAUUUCCUCAAAAGCUAGGUACACCUUUCCCUCCAAACUUUAAAGAAGUUGUAAAGACAAUAUUCAAGCGCUUGUUCCGCGUCUAUGCCCACAUAUACCACUCACAUUUUCAGAAGAUUGUCAGCCUCAAGGAAGAGGCGCAUCUUAAUACGUGCUUCAAGCAUUUCAUUCUUUUCACUUAUGAGUUUGGCUUGAUCGACAAGAAGGAACUUGCCCCACUUCAGGAGCUGAUAGAAUCCAUCAAUGUUCCAUAUUAAGCCUGUCUAUUCAGAGACAUCCGCAGUACUGCUGAUCUUGAAAACUGUCAUCAUCAUCUUAAAUCUUAGUUCGCUGCUUGGUUUCCUUCUAUUUACUUGUAUGCUGAUACAGUGGGGUGUAUUCGUGUAUUAAUGUAUUGGUGAAUAAAUGCCAAGGAUGAUUACAUAGCUUGUGUCUUCACAAGGCUGAUGUAUAUUGUUUGUCGAAUUGGUUCAGAUGCUCUCGAAGCAUCGGACUAAUAUCUUUGCUGGCCUAGAAGACAAGACUCCUAGGUGAUUAGAAGUUGCCUAAGGAGACACCACAUGAAAUGCCAGUUCUCAUAAUUUAGAGGACCAUUUUGGCCUAAUAUCUAUCGUUGAUGGUUAAUGUGAAUUAGGGUGUGACAUUUGGGUUUUCUUUUUGAUCCAAUAAUAAUAUGUAAAUCUUGUGGUUGAAGCUGUAA
Molecule: messenger RNA, 1172 nt
Organism: Musa acuminata subsp. malaccensis (wild Malaysian banana)
Lineage: Eukaryota; Viridiplantae; Streptophyta; Magnoliopsida; Zingiberales; Musaceae
Product: MOB kinase activator-like 1A
Biological process (GO): signal transduction; positive regulation of protein phosphorylation
Cellular component (GO): cytoplasm; nucleus
Molecular function (GO): protein kinase activator activity
Source: RefSeq, a predicted model, not a curated record